AUGGCGCCGCCUAGGAUCUACGUAUUCGACUCCCUGCUGCACAAUACGAAAUUGGCUAAGGGCUUUCCGACCAACGAAGUCCUGGGCGGAAUUCACGUGAAUAUCAAAGACCUUCUACUGCCGUUACUGAGGGUCGGCUUGGCGCUGUUCGGAAACCCCUGCCUUCUCGUGUUUCCGAAACUCGGAUUCCGGGAAGUGCGCGAACUCUGCGGCCAGCGUAACCUCUACGAAUGCGGAGCAUUUGUGCUCGCCUUCUCGGAAGCCAUCGCGAACGGCCACCUCGUUGAGGACAAGCACAACGACGCGUGUGUGUGGAAGUGGGCGUCGCCGGAGCUACCAGCAGUCUAUGGCCUUGACUACGACGUCGAAACGAAGAAUUCCAAAGACGCGCUGCACGCGUACCGGCGGAAGUGCUAUGCUCGGCUGAAGGCCUGUGUA
Messenger RNA from Mesorhabditis spiculigera, 438 nucleotides. The record is from the annotation of a GenBank genome assembly. Lineage: Eukaryota; Metazoa; Nematoda; Chromadorea; Rhabditida; Rhabditidae.